Molecule: messenger RNA, 2319 nt
Organism: Cylas formicarius (sweet potato weevil)
Lineage: Eukaryota; Metazoa; Arthropoda; Insecta; Coleoptera; Brentidae
Gene: crim
Exons: 4
Coding region: 1738-2220 (160 amino acids)
Biological process (GO): positive regulation of voltage-gated potassium channel activity; sleep; regulation of synaptic transmission, cholinergic
Source: RefSeq, a predicted model, not a curated record
AAGUUCUAUGGUUGCUAACAACAAAAAAGCUUGGUUGUCAAGGCGUUAGCCCCGCCAGUUUCACUUGCCGGAGGGUGUGGAUUAAUUUCCUACCGAGAGGUAUAGGUGUUACAGUCGUUAUCAAUUUGUUUAAAAGUUCAAAACCUGGUUGCAAGUUGACCGCACAUUGUUGGGACAAAUAAAUAAUUAAAACGUAACACAAAACAAAAAAUUGUGGGAGCAUUGGGGCUUAUGAUAUGAACAAACUUUAUAAAAAUUUACAAUUUCCAAAAUAUAAAUAAAAACUAAUCUUCACUGGAAUUUGAAUAUUCACAUUAAAUAUCACUUAGGUAUAUUUCACAAAAGACUAAGGAUAAAAUUAAAUAAUAGUAUUAGAAAUAAUCACCCUGUUCUGCAAACAAAUCAGACCCUUUACGCAUAACAAUUGAAGUCCCUUUUUUAUGUAAAUCCAUAAUUUCUUUUGUUAAUUUGUCAACUUCGCUUUUUAAUUGGCAACACUUCCUCACUUCAAAAGCCAAUUCUUUGAUUUUGUUAAAAUCCCUCUUUGAAUUGAGAAAUUUUUCUCCAAGGAUAUUCAAAUCAUUUAAAGCUUGAAUGAGUCUGUUAUAAUCCUCUUGGCUAGUCAGAGGUUUAAUGUUCUGAGUACUAACACAACUAAACUUUUCUUGUAAAGCCUCAUGCAUUUCCUUUAGAUGCUUCUCAAUAUCUGAUAUGUUGCAAACUAAAUUCAGUUCAUCCAUGCUAAGCUGCAGUGCAUUCAUUUGUUCAAUAGCUUCACUUUGAUUUUUCAGAUUUUCAAUGCUGGUAACAAUUUCAUCAUAGGUAGAUUUUAGUUUUUGCAAUGUCUCUGAAAAAAUUAUUAUUUGAUCCCUCAAGAUGGUCUCUUGUCCUUUAAUUGUGUUUUUUACAAUUUCUUGCUUCAUUAAAGCUUGAAGGUAUUCGCUGUAAGCUAAAUCAUACUCUAGUUCCAAAUCAUUGACUGCUGCAUUCAGUUUGGCCUUGGACCGUGCAUUUUCAGAUCCAAACAUAGUUAUAUCCAGAUUUCUCCGAACAGUUUGAUUCAGAUUAGAAGUGCUUGCAGACAUUGAUCGCGUUCCUAUCAACGUUGCAUUCAGAUCUUGUUUUCGAGAACUUCUAGGUUUUAAAAAUUUUGAUCCAGAGCCCAAGGGUAACAGAAAAUUCGACCGUUUUGGAUCCAUUCUUAUUCAAAUCACAUUAAGGUUAGAGUGCAAAUAAUUUCUUGUGUGCAUCGUCCAUCAUGGAUCACAGAAAUGUACGUUAUUGCACACACAUGGUUAUUUUUUUCAUGAACCAUAUUUGUUAAAUGUAAAUCAAGCUGCUGUUAGAUUUAGUGAGUAGUAAAUUCAGUGUGGUUAGAGACGCAAUCUCAAAAUCUCACACGCAAAAUGUAAUAUAAGGAAAACCGCAACGAAAAGCGUUUUUACAAAACAUUUGAAAAUCUUCUAUGUUGAAAAGUAUUUGCUGGUUUUUAACUAUCGAUGUAAAAUUAAAAAUUAAAGUCAGAAUAUUUUCCAUUCAACUGAAUAAAUAUGAAUAAGCUUACAGGACGUUUUUAAGUAUUCGUUUUUUCGGUGGGAUAGUUCCCCCUUCCGACCAAUUUUGUACAGUUUAUCUCUGGUAACAAGUUAAGCCAAAUAUUUUUUUUGAGGUUAAUUCAAUCAAUUGUAAAUAAAUAUAGAAUUGCCUAUAAAAACUGGAGCCCUCAAAAGACUCAACAUGAAAGUGCAUUUAUUCGUACUUUUCUUGAGUGUCUUAAUAAAAGAUGUUUUAGGCCUAUCCCUUUGGUGUUAUCAGUGUGUAUCCACACAGCCAGGAUGUGGAACGCCAUUCAAUUGGCUUUGGCACUGGACUAAAGUGUGUCCAGAAGAUAAUGAUGUUUGUGUAAAAAUUAUAGAACAAAAGGAAGGUACCACAGUGAUAACUCGUGAUUGCUUGAGUAGUAUGCUUGCCAUACGAACUGAUAUUCCAGCGGAUCAUUACGAAGGUUGCAGACCUGCCGCGGUCGAUACUAAACUGGCCAAUUAUGUGAAUAAUUCCAUCAAAGAGUUAGACAUUUACAGGAAUUACUAUGAUAAUACAACUUGGUGUUUCUGCUUCUUGGAUGAAAGGUGUAACGAUGGCUUUUCAUCUCGUCCUUCAACAAAUAUAGUUUUGUUUGGAUUAAUAUUUAUAGUUGACAAAGGUGAUCUUAUCAAUUAAAGACAACGCGCAAAAGUACCAAAUAGAGAAACCGGAACGUCCGGGGAUGGUGGGGACAUUGCUUUACUGCUGACAGACUCCUGCAUGUUGAAUUCCACG